CUUCAAACAUCAAAAGUAAGGCACCUGUUUUAAUUCAUCAAUACCAAGGAUUCAAAAUGAAUAGCUUUCCUCAUCCCAUCGUCAUUGCGAUACUGACCUCCAUCCUUACAUCAGGCGGGAGCUGUCACAAAUCCUGUUCAGGGAAUGCCAGUCUGAUGAAGAGUAUUCAGUACCAAUUGAAACUUGUUGAAGAUAAUGAUGGAAAGUGUGACUGUAACCACAGUCCUUCAUCUCAGAGUUUUGGAAAAGUUGGCUUUCAGGUAUUUAAUUCGAAAAAUUUGCAGAAUAUUAGUAACGGCGCUGUAGUUGUGUACGACACUGUUACUACCAACCUCGGUGGAGGAUAUGACAAGUCGACUGGUGUAUUCACUGCACCUGUAGUAGGACUGUACUACUUUACCUGGACAGUUCUUGCUUACGUUGGGAAGUCUUUCUACACACAACUUAAACUGAAUGACGUUGUUGUAGCAAAGAAUCAUGCUGGGGCUGGCGGAAUAUCUGCGCACAUGCCAUCUAGUCAGAGUGCUGUUUUACAAAUGAAGAAAAACGACAAAGCGUCUAUCAGGAUUCAUCGCGGAGGUGUAUUCAUGAUCGGAGAUAAGUGGUCAACCUUUAGUGGAUAUAAAAUCUGAAUAAAAUGAAAUGACCUUUAA
Molecule: messenger RNA, 653 nt
Organism: Mytilus californianus (California mussel)
Lineage: Eukaryota; Metazoa; Mollusca; Bivalvia; Mytilida; Mytilidae
Product: cerebellin-2-like
Exons: 3
Coding region: 57-632 (191 amino acids)
Molecular function (GO): protein binding
Source: RefSeq, a predicted model, not a curated record